UGUAAUCAAAUCCAGCAUUUGUGAAAGGAACAGAGAACAGAAGGCAAGCUAGAGGACAUAAUGUAUUGACAUAUAAGUCUUUAUUAGCAAUUUUAGCUCUCAGUGCCUUCCAGUAGAAUAGCCACACUUCCAGACCAGAAUGUGACAUUUCAAGACUUUCAUUUCACCAUGAGUUGUCCUUCCUGUUCAGCCUCGUGUCCUUUGUGCCACCUUGCCAAUGCCAUACUUUCCUAAAUCCAAAGCUUAUCCCAGCCCCAAAAAUCCAGGGGAGAAGUUGCAGCCUGAGCCCCACAGGUCCUGCUACAGGCUCAGAGAAACCUCUGGGGAGCAGGAGCUGAAAGGCUCUCCACCAAUGCAACCCACCAACUGACACACAAACUGAUCCAAAGUGGGUCAGUUCUUUGUUUCUUUUUGCCUGAAAGGAUGCUCCUUCUUGGGUUCCACAACAAUAUUAAAAUUAUUGUUUGAAAAUAGGGGAUGCUCUCAAUGAGCUGCAUGGAUAGUUCUCUGGUAUGGCAAAAGUAUGUAAAUAGGAAAACAACAGCUCUUAAGUCCCUGCUACAAAGCAUGUCAUAUAAACACCUGAGCAUCAUAAAUAAAGAACUAGCAUAAUUUUUCAUUAGAAGGAAACAGUAUCUUUUAAUCAGUCUUGUUGUCAGACACUGUCAAAGUAUCGUGCUUAGAGUUUUUAGAAAAUAUACAGUCUGAGACAGGCAAAUCAAAUUUUUAAAGAUAACUGAAAGUGUUGUAAUGUUGACAACAUUACACAACAUUAUACAAAACUGAAAGGAGGAAGUGAAAUAGUGGGUAAUCUUAAAAACAGCUCAGUGCUAUUAGCUCCAUUUGUUCCUUGACCAUAAUAAACAUUUCCUUCACUUUGCGUCCUUCUUUUUAUGCAAGAAGCCUGGCUUUAGCUUACUUCAAAUUGCUUCAUCUUUGCAUAUGCUAGUGGCUUGUGCCAGAAUAGAUUUAUGACAUGCUUCUGUUUUCUGGAUAUUUAAGAUUUACGUCAUCCUGUUGAAGAGAUUUUCCCAGCAGGCUGUGAACCAGUCAGACCAAGCAUGCAGCCACUUAGUUGGGAGAAUUGGUGUGGGAUGAGUCAGUACCACGCUGUGUCUGCAGCCUGCUCCUGUUGGUGAUGAGGAAGUGGCUCCUGUGCUGUAUCACCUCCGAGUCAUGCAGUCCAGAACACGGUGAGCUGCUAACAUGCUGGUCUGGGAUAUAAUUUUCUUUCAAAGAUGAAUCUCCUAUGGUUAGCACUGAAGAUAAUAGUUGUUAUUCUGCACAGUUCUUUCUGGAGUGAACAGCAAUAGCACCAACAGCAAACUGUAAUGGUGGUGAAGAGGAUCAGCUGCCUUUUGAGAUGGUCUUUAAAAGGAAGAAGUGCCACUCAACCAGCAGAAAACAAAUGAGUGUCAAGAGCAGACUUCUACCCAGCAUGAAGUGACAAAGUUAAGAGAAGAGCUCUUCCCAUCUAGAAAAUGGAAAAUCAGUCAUAAACAUACCUCAGAAUUAGGAAAAACAGUACCUGUGCUGCAUACCUACGUGUAUUUGAGACUCUAGUAAGGAUGCAAUUGUUGUGUGAAUCCGUAAAUGGCUCUUGCAUAAGGAGCAUCUGGUCAGACAACAUCCGCAUUUCCAUGUACAUCUUCAUGGUUUGCAUUAUUCUGGCCACAGUGGUUGGAAAUCUGACAGUUAUCAUCUCAAUAUCACAUUUCAAGCAGCUCCACACGCCUACAAAUUUCCUGAUACUUUCAAUGGCUACCGUAGACUUCCUGCUGGGGCUCUUCGUCAUGCCUUGCAGCAUGGUGCGCUCUGUUGAGCACUGCUGGUAUUUUGGGGAGCUCUUCUGCAAGAUCCACACGAGCACUGACAUUAUGCUGAGCACAGCUUCUAUCUUCCAUCUUUCCUUCAUCUCCGUCGACCGUUACUACGCUGUGUGUGACCCUUUAAGAUACAAGUCAAAGAUAAACACUUUUGUCAUCGUGGUCAUGAUGUGUAUAAGCUGGAUGGUCCCUGCUGCUUUUGCUUUCGGGAUGAUCUUUCUAGACCUAAACAUGAGAGGGGCAGAAAAGGUUUAUAAUCAUGUCCACUGUGCCGGAGGAUGCUUUCUCAUUUUUAGUGAAACUUCAGGUAUUGUGGCCUCCACAGUGUCUUUUUACAUUCCUGGAUGUGUUAUGCUGUACAUCUAUAGGAAAAUAUACUCUGUAGCCAAGAAGCAGGCAAGAUCCAUCGAUGCAAUUAGCAGAAAAAAAAUGCAAUUUGAAAUGAAGCACCACAUUUCAUUCUGCAGAGAAAGAAAAGCUGCUAAGACUUUAGGCAUCAUAAUGGGAGUGUUUCUCAUCUGCUGGACUCCAUUCUUCUUCUUUACAGCUACCAAUCCAUUUAUGAAUUAUGUGAUACCUCCUGUUGUCAUUGAUGCUUUGGUUUGGUUCGGCUAUUUAAAUUCCACACUUAACCCAAUUGUUUAUGCAUUUUUUUACAUGUGGUUUCGCAGGGCAUUGAAGAUUAUUCUGUUUGGAAAAAUUUUUCAACCAGAUUCUUCCAGGACUCAUUUGUUUUCAGACUAAUAUGUUUUAAAUGGUUGGUUUCAUGGCUUUGAACUUUUGCCUGGAGGCUGAACUCCCAGAUGUAAGAGCUGGGAAGGAAGAAACACCUAUUUGUUUGCCUAUUUACCAAAUUUAGUUCAAACAGAUAAGCAAUUGUGCUUUACAUAUUCUUUCAUUCCAGAUUAGGUUUUGUAUGCAGUGUUUUGAUUGUAUCUAUUUAUUUGCAAUGCACAAAAGAGCGAGAUCUCCAUUUUCAAACUUAUAGCAGUUUAUAUCCCUGAUAUUCUUAAUAAAAAAACUAUUGAUACAAUAUUUGUGUUCUCCUCUAGAAAGAGCAGAAAAGCCUUUUCCUUUGAAUUUCUUGGCAUCCUUGGCUAAUAACCCAAUCCCCUUCCAUAUGUGUGCAGAGCUCAAAAUAGGCCAAUAACCAGCCAUACCAGCACAUUCCAUGGAGAGAAGGUGAGGCAGAGAAAAGUUGUGCUGCUCUUUCUGUUUCCAUUUCAACUAGUCACUUGUCACGUCUGAGUUUGUCACUUAAAGGCUUUGCUGCUUAAUGAGAUCAAAAGCAUGUUUAACAAGAUCAAAGACAAGAAAAAAAUAUGAAGUAUGAAGUGAAAAGCAAUUGCAAAAAAGCUGCAUUGCACCUGAGAAUGCCAAAAUAUUAUGUCUAUCUGUUUAGAUGUAAAACAUUAUUUGCUACUUUGCAUCUUAGAGGACUUUUUUUCAGCUUGAAUAUGUUAUUUCAUCUCAUGCCAAUCCUGUAAGAACUUUCUAGGAAAGCAUACAGAGAACUGUGAAGAAAUCCUUUGGUUGAACUCAGCUGGAUUAUGAAGGAACAGUACUGGGAGUGGGCAGGAAAUGAUCAGUAUCUGAGAAGAGAACAUGGAGAGAAAUUGAUGACUCUGUACUAAAGUAAGAGCUAUAUUCAGCAGUAUGUCCUCCACUAGUGUUCCCUGUAAGAGUGCUUUGUAUCUAUAUGUUGUCUUUGUCUUCUGUACUUUGUAGAGCACUGAAGCAAGCUAUGCUGAAAAGCUUAAAAGUUGAAUGAUAAUACAUUUCAGCAGGGCAAAAUAUCAGAAUCUGAAAUUGUGUAUUUUACUGUUUCAUUGCUGUCUUGUAAAGUUUGCCCUCCUAAAAAUGACAUAAAAAGGAACAAUGAAAGUAUUCCACAUCACCACUUCUACCCUGGAUCCGUGCUAAUGACAAUAUGACUACUUUAAUACUUAAUCUCACAAAAAUAAAGCAAGAUUUACAAAAGUCUUUCUGAUAAAUGAUGGGUAAUUAUUUUCUUCCUUCAUCUCCAGUGAGUCUGGCCCUGCUGUAGUUAAUAUUCACAGAAUCACAGAAUCACAAGGUUGGACGAGACCUUCA
Oenanthe melanoleuca is the source of this 3920-nucleotide messenger RNA. RefSeq names its product trace amine associated receptor 1 (gene TAAR1). Gene Ontology annotation, molecular function: trace-amine receptor activity. The record is from RefSeq and is a predicted model, not a curated record. Gene Ontology annotation, cellular component: membrane. Bases 1569 to 2570 code for a protein of 333 amino acids. The transcript has 3 exons. Gene Ontology annotation, biological process: adenylate cyclase-activating adrenergic receptor signaling pathway. NCBI's taxonomy places the organism in Eukaryota, Metazoa, Chordata, Aves, Passeriformes, Muscicapidae.